Messenger RNA from Diuraphis noxia (Russian wheat aphid), 967 nucleotides. RefSeq names its product glyceraldehyde-3-phosphate dehydrogenase 2. Lineage: Eukaryota; Metazoa; Arthropoda; Insecta; Hemiptera; Aphididae. The record is from RefSeq and is a predicted model, not a curated record. Gene Ontology annotation, molecular function: NAD binding; glyceraldehyde-3-phosphate dehydrogenase (NAD+) (phosphorylating) activity; NADP binding. Gene Ontology annotation, cellular component: cytosol. Gene Ontology annotation, biological process: glucose metabolic process; glycolytic process.
CUAACUCAUUAUGUUUCAAAAUCAUUAGGAAACAAGAUCAAGGUGUUCUCUGAACGGGACCCUAAGGCUAUUCAAUGGGGAUCGGCUGGUGCUGAUUAYGUAGUAGAAUCCACUGGUGUAUUUACCACCAUUGAAAAAGCCUCUGCUCACUUGGAAGGUGGMGCCAAGAAAGUUAUCAUCUCUGCACCAAGUGCUGAUGCACCAAUGUUUGUUGUUGGUGUUAACUUGGAUGCAUACAAUCCAUCAUUCAAAGUUGUAUCUAAUGCUUCAUGCACAACUAACUGCUUGGCUCCAUUAGCCAAGGUUAUUCAUGACAACUUUGGAAUUGUUGAAGGUCUUAUGACUACUGUUCACGCUACUACCGCCACCCAAAAAACUGUUGAUGGGCCAUCUGGAAAAUUAUGGAGAGAUGGCAGAGGUGCUGCCCAAAACAUCAUUCCUGCAUCUACUGGAGCAGCCAAGGCUGUAAGUAAAGUCAUCCCAGAACUUAAUGGAAAAUUAACUGGAAUGGCUUUCAGAGUACCAGUUGCUAAUGUUUCUGUUGUUGACUUGACUGUACGACUUGCAAAACCUGCUUCUUACCAAGACAUCAAAAAUAAAGUCAAGGAAGCUGCAGAAGGWCCAUUGAAGGGAAUUUUGGGUUACACUGAAGAUGAAGUUGUGUCUUCUGACUUUAUUGGUGAUACCCACUCAUCAAUCUUUGAUGCCAAGGCGGGAAUUUCAUUGAACGACCAAUUUGUUAAACUUAUCUCAUGGUACGAUAAUGAAUAUGGUUACUCCAACCGUGUUGUGGACUUGAUCAAGUACAUGCAAUCUAAAGAUUAAACCAUGGUUUCAAGCUACUACUAAUAGUUGCGAUAAGUAACUACACAUUUGUGUUUUAGAUUAAAACUUCAUCUUUUAUGUUCCCCAAUUUUGUCAACUGUGAAAUUUUGAAUAGAAAUACUCUUUUUUUUUUUCAUAGAAA